Molecule: messenger RNA, 6860 nt
Organism: Acanthoscelides obtectus
Lineage: Eukaryota; Metazoa; Arthropoda; Insecta; Coleoptera; Chrysomelidae
Source: the annotation of a GenBank genome assembly
GUUUAAAGUUAGAUAAAAUUGCUCCAUAUUAUUUUCAAUUUAAUAAGGAACUGCAAAACUGCUAUUUUAAACGUGCAUAUAACCUCACAAGUACGACGAAUAUAUCCAAUACCCGCCAAAAUUCUAACUUGUCACAUUUCAAAUAAUAACUAGAAAUAUAAAACUGCUCGGGAGUUGGGUAAAUACCACAAUUUUGCGGUGAUUUGGUUAUUCGCUUGAUUCAUGUAUAACACAUGACCCAUGUAAUGUAACUGUAACCUCAAAUUUGCUGGAAUGAAGUCAACAAAAAAUGCCCACUUCAAAAUAUUUUAAAUAGUGGAAUGUUUCAUUUUAGCAUCUAUUACAAUCAGUUUAGUUUGUUUUUUUGAAAAAUCCACAAUUCAUGACAAUCCUAAAAAAAUUCAUAUCGCUAGCCGCUAUGGAAAGCGUUCUUUUGAAAAGCAAGUUCCGAGGCAGCUUACUGGGUGCUGUUAUUGGUGACUGCACGGGGGCACCGUUUGAAGGUGACACCAUCACCAGCGGUGAUAAGAUCGUUAUUCAGCGCUACUUUGACAAACUUGAGGACCCUGAAUUUAAAGCACCUUUCAAACCAUACACAGAUGAUACAGCAAUGACAAAAUCUGUAGUAAAAUUUUUGACUGACAAGCCAGAACCAGAUUACAAAUUUUUGGCUAGGCUAUUUGUUAAUGAGUACAUGAAAGAACCAAGAAGGGGUUAUGGUGCUGCAAUUGGAGAGGUUUUCAACAAAAUGAGAUUAUCAAAAUUUGACGAUGUAUUCAAACCAGCAACAGAACAAUUUCAAGGCAAGGGCUCAUAUGGAAAUGGUGGAGCAAUGAGAGUAGCUCCUAUUGCUUUGUACUACCAUGAUAAUUAUGAUGCCAUGUUAGGAGUAGCCACAAAAGCUACUAAACUUACCCAUACUAAUACCUUUGCAAUACAUGGUGCUCUCUUACAAUGUAUAGCUGUCCGAGAGGCACUGUUAGCUGAUCCAAAGAAGAAACUUGAUCCAGAGGAAUUUGUUGCAUCAUUGCAAGAAAAGAUGAAGAAAAUUGAGAAUGCCAAUGUUGAUAGGGACUUGGAAAGUAGUAGCCCAGAGGAUAGAGCAUACCAAGAUAAACUCAAAAUAGUUGAAGAUUUAAUUGGGAAAAGUUAUGAAGACCUAGAUGAAGAAGUUAUCUUCCAGUUAGGAAAUGGAAUUAGUGCAUAUGAAUCAGUACCUACAGCCAUCCACUGUUUUUUGAGGGCACAGAAUGAUAUUGCACGUAUUGAGACUGGGAAUCAGUUCAGGAGAACCAUACAAUAUGCAAUCAGUUUAGGGGGUGACACAGAUACCAUAGCAAGCAUGGCAGGUGCAAUUGCUGGGGCAUACCUUGGUGAAGAGGCUGUCAACUCAGAGUUGAUCAGGCAUUGUGAGUUUACCCAGGAGAUGACUGAGGUGGCUGAUAACCUUCUAAGUGCCAAAGGUGAAUUUCCAAAGUGAAAUUAUUUUGCAUUGUGGGUGUGGAAUGGAAAAUAUUUUUAAACCAUGUUUAUAGUAAUGGGGUUUGGUAUUGUAUAAUAAUGUAACAAAAACAUCGUUCUUACCGUUUUAAGUCCAAUUUAUUACUCCAACACUAACUUAAAUCACUUGCAACUAAUUUAUAACUAUGUCGACUGGACUAUUAUUUCAUCAUAUUUCGCGUUUGCAGAAGCCAUCUAGAUGACGGUAGAUAACUCGAAUCUCGGCCGAAGAUUCUAAUUAUCGCCGCAUGCCUUAUAACGCUCUGGUUGCCUCCAUUCAGUGUUGCCAGGCAGAUCAGACCUAAAAACCUCUACCAGCCAUCCGGAAAGUUCGCUACUUUGCCGCUAUACAAAGGAAUGCCUUUACUUAUUUAAUUGAGGUGCACUAAAACGGCCAAUAAAACCAAAUAAAACUAUUGAAAUCUAUAGUUUUAGUUCACCCCAAAAAGCUACCGCUGAUUUUCGUUUAAGCUGUUCUUUUUCUUAAAAAGAAAAAUUUUUUUUUUCAGUUAUGAAAACGCCAAAUUACUAUCAGCAACAUGUUUAAUUUUUUUUAAAAUAACAUUAAUAUGUAUUAAAUUUUCCGUGAAUUUGAAAUUCAAAACAUUAUUGGAUUCUAUAAAAUCAAGAUGUUCCAUCCACGUAUCUUUUACAGGAAAUCUUUUAAUUGAAUCGGUAGCAGCUUUUUGGUAAAAAUGCAAGCAUUUUUACUUAAAUUGUUGAACGUCACCUUUAUCUAAUUUUUUUAAUAUACAAUACGUCUCCAGGCUAAUCCCAAUUUGAAUUUCUUCUGUUGGUAGUAAACAAUACGGAUGGAAAAAAUUUAAUGUAAAUAGGGAUAUACAAAUAUACAAUCUAUAGUAUUAUGGAAUAAAAACAAAAGGGUUUGAUGAGACAAAAAGAUUUCUGGGAAGUACCGGAGCACAGCUAAUACGAUUACGAGGUAAUCCUAGCCGAGCCGAUAAAGCAGACAUGACAACCGGCAUACCAGCAAUCAGUAGCGCCUUGUCCUUAAACAUAAUUUGAACAUAAAUAAAUGUAUGUAUUUAAUAUCUAAAUCGUUAAAUAAUUAAAAAUGAAUUGUCCCAAUCUAAGUCGAAAAAGUCGCUACAAGCAGGUUUGUUUUUGAAAAUUGCCUCUACGUCUUAAACUAAUCAAAAAGUCGCUAUUUUCGCGACAAGUCGCUACGAACGGCAACACUACGUCUCAUUGGUACCCAGAGUUUCAGUUAUACGAGGGCGUUACAGUAAAAACAUGUUUUACGUAGAAUUUGUUUUACCUGGACAGACACAAAUCAACAUAGAAACACCGUCAUGCAGUCAUGCUGCUUCCCAAGGAAUUGAUGCUUCCAAGUCUUUUAAUGUCAGUCUGAAAUAUGUGUGCUUUUACGUGCAAUACAAAGUAUCAGUGAAAAUAACAAGAAAUUAGUCCAUUCCUAUAUAAAUAUGAACUUAAAUAAGUGUUUAUACAUUUUGUAUGAAUAAUGUAAAUUAAUAAUAGUAUUUAUUUGUAUAUUUUGUGCUUAAAAUAUUGCCCUGUUUUUUAAACAAAACUGGAAAUAUGUAAUAUUAACCUAGUGGGUUUUUUGUUUUAGUCGGGUAGAGUACUAUUAUCUGAAACUAAAAUCAAAUCUUCCACACAAAUUAAACAAUACACCUGUUUAAAAUGUAAGUUCAUUUCGAUUAUCCCUGUUAGUAUGUAUCUGAUCCUAAUAAUCAUUUAUUUGGAAUGAAAAACAAAUUACUGGUAAAUUAUGUUUUUCUAGUAUAGGUUAGGUAUGUAAACGUGCUUUUUCACUUUAUAGCAGCUGUCCAUUUAAAUUCUAUUUCAUGAGAAUCAAUCAUGUGUUGACGUCUACUGAGGUAAACAGCUGAUGAGCAUGUGAUAUCUUUAUAUUUGUAACGUUGGCAAUAAUGAAUCGGAUGUAAAUAUAGUGAAACGUGCUUGUAGCAUAUUUUUUGUAUGCAAAUGAACUUUUCUAAAUAAAAAAGGGUUGUUAGUAAGUAGAAAACGAAUCUGUAGCUUACCAAAAGCCCAAACAAAAUAAGGCUGUGUCUACCUGGCGUUGACGGAUCCGUUAGAAUUAUGUCAUUCGUCGAUAUGGGGAAUUUUGAAAUAUUACUAGAUUAUCAGCUGUUAUUCUAUCGCAAUGAAUACUCGUGAAAAGACAUUACUUCCUUGCUCAAAUUUCAACCUAGUUUGUGGAGAUGACACAGAAAACAUGGUAGAAACAUAUGUGCAACGUAACAUGAACACAUUCUGGCCCCGUCUUAGAGAUCUACCGGAUAGCACCUCCGUGUUCGACAGUAGUUAGAGACCAUCUAGCACCUAUAGACAAUCACAACAUCCAUAGCCAAGAGAAAAAUUUCCCAUGGGCACAAAGGUUUCUAUUGGACAAUUUUAGAGAUAUCGAGGACCAAAGAUGAGGAAUCUAAGUACCCAGUAAUACGAUUUCCGCACAAUUCUCUAUAAAUUUUAGCAGAGAUCACUGUUUUGAGCUGUCAAACCACGUAAAUUACAUUUUACAUGCAAUUGGGUCGUAGUCGUGCAUUCGAUUUUUGUCAGACGGCAGAACGCGAUUUUUUCUAUCUCAUAGAUAAUUACGUGAUGAUAAAUCGAAACUAUUCACUGUAUUAGCAAGUUAGCACGGGUGCCAAAAUAGGAAAAGUAUUUUGGUACGGUACUGACAUCAUUUAAUAUUAUGUAUUUAGUGAUGUGGCUUAACGUUCGCCUCUUAACUCCUCUACGGCGACUUGGGUGUCUCAUUUUUCAAAAUAAUAAUAAUAAAUGCAAUUUUUGACUGUAAUAGGAAGUAGCGCAAAUGCCAAUUCGGAGAAAAUAUUUUUUUAGAGUGAUGCAAUUGCGUAUGCAGAAAUCUAAAUACCGAGAGAAUGUGACUGCUGUGAGGACUUAAAGACACUUUGUUGAUCUGAUUUUGGAACCUCAAAGAUAGUAGAACUGGGAAAGACCUAAUAGUUCCACAAUCUUGACACUGUAACAGGAAGUUCGUCCGAGGCUCCCGGACCUCUCAACAUCGUGCCUUGACUAGUUCGGAUCUCUAGUCCAAUACUUCAAUUUCUGGAUUGGUCCGAGACUACUUGAAUUUCCAGUUCUGUUACCUUUCACUUGUCUUCCUAUAGGAGGUAGACCCGCGUAGAACCUGACAUAGUGUGAUAGAAUCAUAGCUCAUUGAAACACUCACUUUGCGCAGAACGUUGCCUCUUCUGUUCUCCAGGUAAUCCAGAGAACGUGUUCAGUUAACGAAUUCAAUUUUAUUCGGUUUUAUGGAUGCAACGAAUUUUUACAAGGGUAGGCGUCAUGGAGAAUUAUGUCAACGAAUUUAGAAAUUGAUAAUCUUGGUCGGCUACAACACUCUAGGAACAAUAAAGCGGUCGUACCGGCCAGCUGUGGAUGUGCGAAAUUCGACAGAGUUAGGAUGAGGCGCAGAAGCCUCGCGGGCCCAUCUGGCAGGCUCAGCGCGCGGUAGCUUCAUGGAGGAGAGCUCUAAGGAGUAAAGCUCGAUGUCAUAGCUGUAGCCCGCCGUUCGUGUGAAAAGGGCCCGAAACCGUCCUUUAGAAGAAGUGCAUUGAUUAGUUGGGCAGGCGUCCACUGAACAGUAUCUAGUAGUUGGAGGGGCAGCAUCCCAAACGUGUGAGCAGAAAUAAUAGUUCUUCUUAAACAAAUAACCCAACGUUUGCCAGAAGAAGCAAUUUUAUUGGUUCUGUGGCAUAACUCGGUCAUCCAUAUUUUUGCUGCUUGAACAUCCUACUACCAUGUUGUGACUUUUACAGGAACUGUUUCAAAUAUUGUUAGUGGAGCUACGAUGCGAACAUAAGCAACAUUACUUAAUACUCAUAAUAUUAAAUGAUUUUUCCUAUAUUGGCAUUCGCGCUACUUCCUAACACAUUUAAUGCAAAAUUGUGAUUUAUCAUCUAAUCUAUGAGACACCCAAAAUCACGUUCAACCAACUAGGAAAAAUCAUGUGCACAAAUACGACCUAUAUCAAAUAUCGUUUGAGAUGUUUGACAGCUCAAGAAAGGUCAUAACAUAAAGACCGAAUUUAUAUGUAUUUACAUGUUUUUACAUAUAACAUAAUAUUUUAGGGUUUUUUCGGAUAAAGACAUAUAACAUAAUAUAAAAUGGCAUUUUGUUUUUUUUUAUUCAGACUUAACACAUUUAUUAUUACUCAUUGUUAUGUAAAUCUGACAACGGUGCAUAAAUUAUAAAGACUACAAAGCAUAUCGGUGAUUCCCCCAAAGCGUAUCGGUGAUUUCCCGAUUAAUAAUUUGGCGCCGUGCCGUGCACCUGUCGCAGUCUUUAUUUAGAAAACUUGAGUAGUAAAUAAACACGUAUUAUUCUUCGCUGCCGUUUAAUAUUUAAAAAGAUCGCCAUGCUGAAAGUAUCAAGCUCUAAAGCUGAUUUACUUAAGAAAUGGAUAAAGAAUGCUAAACAUUUAUCCACUGAUGGAACAGUUGUAUACUGUAAGCCUGUUCAAAGCAAGUGAGUAUAUGUAUUAAUAUAAUAAUUAAUUAAUCUUUCAUUAUCUACGGAGCUAUUAUUGUAAAUAUUCAUUAUUUCAAGGUUUCAAGUUUUUUUUAAGAGCUCGUUUGAUUUUAGGUAUCCUCAAACCAGAAAUUUCAGAUCGAUCAACACCUUGCUACAGCCAUUCACAAGGAAAUGAGAAACGAUUUAACGGGAAAGUGCAACAAACGUUUGUUUCAACUGCAUUAUGUGGCAGCUCCCAACAAAACCAGGAUUCUAAAAUUGAAUUUUAUUUUGAUUUAUGCAACUCCAUGGCACAAUCAAACAUACCAUGGAAUAAAUUAGAACAGCCGGCGUUCCGUAAAAUUUUAGAAGAAUAUUGUAACCGGCAUAUCCCAAAUGAAUCCACAUUGCGCAAAAACUAUUUGAAGAAAUGUUACCAGGUACGUUUAGAAAAUAUUAGGGAAAAGUUAUGCAACACAAAUAUUUAUAUUCAAGUUGAAGAAACAACAGAUGCAUGUGGUCGUUAUAUUGCCAAUAUACUUGUUGGUAUUUUACCCCUCCAGUGUCUUAUUUAAUUAAUUCUGCAGCCUUAGAAAAAACCAAUCACUCGACCGUUGCACGUUUUAUUGAUGAUAGUUUAACCCUACUAUAUGCACCAAAUCCAGUUAAAUCAGAAAACGUAAAAUUGAUGCUUUCUGAUGCGGCCGCUUAUAUGAUCAAGGCUGAAAAAGCUUUACUGGUAUUUUACCAGGAAUUAAUACAUUUCACCUGUAUGGCUCAUGCAUUGAAUAGAUUAGCCGAAUUAGUACGUGCAGAAUAUAUCCUUCUUUUUUUUAUACUCCAACUACCACGAAGGCCUAAGGCCUAAACACCCA